AUGUUCCGAACUACGAUGGCUUCUUCCUUGUCGUUCAAUGCAGGGGGGCUGCCGGUUCUGCCUCUGCCCGGAAGCUACGGUCCGCCGCUGCUCGGCCCGCUCAAGGACCGCCUUGACUAUUUCUGGUUCCAGGGAUCGGAGACCUUUUUCCGGCAACGCGCCGCCACCUACAAGAGCACCGUCUUCCGCACCAACAUGCCCCCCACAUUCCCCUUCCUCACCAAAAAGAUCGACCCCCGCGUGAUUGCCGUUGUCGACUGCGCCGCCUUCCCGGCACUCUUCGACCUUUCCCUGGUAGAAAAGAGGGACGUUCUCAUCGGAGACUUCAUGCCCAGCACAGAUUUCACCGGCGGCAUGCGAGUGAUGGUAUACAUGGACCCCUCCGAGCAAAAGCACAACGCCGGGAAAGCCUUCUGCCUCGAUCUUCUCAAACGGAGAGCUCGCAUUUGGGUGUCGGAGUUCCUCCUCAGCACCGAUGUCAUGCUGACGACGAUUGAGAAGGAAUUGUCCGGGAGCGACACCCGUUGCGCUGGAUUGCUGGUUCCCCUGCAGAAGUGCAUCUUCUCCUUUUUGUGCAAGAGUUUGGCAGGGGCCGACCCGGCGACCUGUCCUGAGAUCGCCGACUGUGGCUUUGCCAUGCUGGACAAGUGGCUCUCUCUGCAGAUCCUUCCCACCACCAGUAUCGGGGUCCUCCAGCCGCUGGAGGAAAUUUUCCUCCACUCAUUUGCCUACCCAUUCGCCCUCGUGAAGGGCAACUACCAGAAGCUCUACGACUUCCUGGAGAAGGAAGGUGGUGAGGUCAUUGGAAUGGCCACCAGCGAGUACAGUCUCACCAAGGAAGGGGCGAUCCACAACCUCCUUUUCAUCCUGGGGUUCAACGCCUUCGGGGGUUUCUCCGUCUUCCUCCCGACAUUAAUCACCACCCUUGGGAGAGACACCACUGGACUCCAGGGCCGCCUCCGCGCCGAGGUCCGCCGGGUGCUGGCCAGAGGGCGCCAGCUUGGGUUCGACACGGUCAAGGAGAUGGAACUUGUUCAGUCCACGGUGCACGAGGUCCUCCGCAUGAACCCGCCAGUCUUCCUACAGUACGGCCGGGCUAGGAAAGACUUCCUCCUGAGCUCCCACGAGGCCUCCUUCCAAGUGAGGACAGGCGAGCUACUCUGUGGCUACCAGAAGCUGGCGAUGAGGGAUCCGAAGGUGUUCGACGAUCCGGAGACCUUCAACCCGGAUAGGUACAUGGGCGAAAAGGGCAGGCGGUUGCUGGACUACCUCUACUGGUCCAACGGUCCGCAGACGGCCACCCCAUCCACGGCUAACAAGCAGUGUGCUGCCAAGGAUUACGUGGUGUUCACCGCCUGCCUCCUGGUGGCGGAGAUCGUCCGCAGGUAUGAUGACUUCCGCUGCGACGGAAGCUCCCUCUCCGUCACCAAGCUGGAAAAGGCGGCUGCGUCGGCGGUGCCAGGCCCCGAGCUAGCGGGGAGCACCCGCAGAUAG
Molecule: messenger RNA, 1494 nt
Organism: Spirodela intermedia
Lineage: Eukaryota; Viridiplantae; Streptophyta; Magnoliopsida; Alismatales; Araceae
Source: the annotation of a GenBank genome assembly